CGGGAGGGGCGCGUCCCUGCCCACAAGCCCGGGGCCGCGGCGGCAGAGCGGCGCGGCGGCGGGCAGGUGCGGCGGGCUGGGACCGGGGCCGGAGCCGGAGCUGGCGGGGCCGUGCCUCCCCGCGUUGCUCUCCCGCCGCCAGCAUGAAGGUCGAGUUUGCCCCUAUCAACAUCCCCCUAAAGAGAAGGAUCCAGACAGUCGCCGUGCUGCAGUGGAUCUUCUCCUUUCUCCUGCUGGCUGAGUUUUGCUGUGGAUUCUUUGUGAUCCUGAUCCUGGGCAACUUCUGGUUCCUCGCUGUUCUGUACCUGCUGUGGCUCUACUUCGACUGGGAAACGCCAUGCACAGGGGGCAGACGGUCCCAAUGGGUCAGAAGCUGGACUGUUUGGAAAUACUUUAGGGAAUACUUUCCCAUUCAUCUUAUAAAAACUUCAGAUCUGAAUCCAAAUCACAACUACUUACUUGGCUUUCACCCUCAUGGAGUCCUGGUAGCUGGAGCCUUUGGAAACUUUUGCACUGGUCCAAGUUUCAAAAAUUUGUUUCCUGGGCUUACUCCAUAUCUUCAUAUCAUGCCCAUCUGGUUCGGCUGUCCCUUCUUCAGAGAGUACAUAAUGAGUGCUGGAAUGGUUUCUGCAUCCAAGGAGAGCGUCUCAUAUGUGCUGAACAAUGAAGGAGGUGGCCACGCAUCCAUCAUUGUGAUCGGAGGAGCAGAGGAAUCUCUGAAUGCACAUCCUGGAAGUUUAACUUUGAAUAUCCUCAAGAGGAAGGGUUUUAUUAAAAUGGCCUUGAAGCACGGGGCUCAUCUGGUCCCAGUGUUUUCCUUUGGUGAAAAUGAACUAUUCAAGCAAGUUGCAAACCCUAAAGGUUCAUGGCUCAGAAAUGUACAGGAGAAGUUGCAAAAGAUAAUGGGCUUUGCUUUACCACUGUUUCAUGCUAGAGGAGUAUUUCAAUACAGUUUUGGCUUAAUACCUUACAGGCAACCUAUUCAUACUGUUGUGGGAAGCCCCAUCCCCGUAAAAAGGAACUUGAACCCCACAACUGAAGAGAUUGAACAGCUACAUGCAUUGUAUCUCCAGAAACUAAGAAAAUUAUUUGAAGAACACAAAGGAAAUUAUGGGAUCCCUGAGCAUAAAUCUCUCAUUUUCGAGUAGCAAAUUAAAAUUUGUAAUUCCAAAUCUCGUGGAAAAAAAACAGUGUAUGGUGAAAGAUAUCUUUCUUGCAAUCUGUAUUUUGCAAUCUGUAAUUAUCCUUGUGUAAGGAAUAAUUUUAAGAAGGGAUUAUUAGAUGAUUUAUUGAUUUUUAUCUUAUCUGGGGGGAAAAAAAAAUUCCUAGGGUGUGAGCCUCGAAGCCAAUGCUGUUUUGAGUUGUCCUUUUAGGUUCAUCCGUACCAGAACUGCUAGUGAGAAACUCCACACAGAUGUUCUUACCACCAUGGUACCUAACCAUAGCUUGAGAGAGGAAGUUGCCCUAGCAUGAGAUGACAAGAUGGAAGAAUAUAAACCUGAGAAGUCUUUGAUUACAAGUUGAGAGACUUACCAGCAUGUAUCAAACAUGACAUCAGGUUGUUCUCUGAAUAUCAGAAACCCCUGCUGGUCUUCCAUAGAAAUGAUGUAUGUUUUCAGCAGCUGGCUAUUACAAGCCAUUUACAUGUAAAUUCAAGAGUAAAUAGGAGCUUUCUCCCCUGUGUAGGAUAUUGGCAAAAAUUGUUUGUCCAAGUUACGGAGCAGAGCAAACCCUCUGUUUGGAGAAGAGUGUGUUGUUUUCUCUGCAUGUAUAUGCUGGGUGGUGGGAAGCACUGAAUGAUGUGAUUUUUUUUUGGACAAGCUGUGCUUUGGAUCAUCAGUUUGGAAGAUGAAGCAGCUUUGUUUGGUAGUUCUAGCCUCAGAGGAGAUGGCAGGUAGAGGACAGAAGUGUACUGAGGAAGCUAGGGGAGAAAAUCAUGUGACCUUUACAUCUUUUGCAAAUUAAAAAUUAUCAUAUGCCUAGCACUUCCACAGAAGGAAGGGGAGCCCAGUUUGUUCAGCCUAGUUCUGAAAUUUCACCAAGGAAAGUGUACUUGAUCUAUGCCUUUUUCUUUCCCACUGAUAGAUGUGGGGAAGUAUGUGGAAAACUGUGCUGCAGUGUGACACAACUGUAAUUGCCGUGUCAGCAUGAGCACAGCUCUAGGGUGCAGCAGGUUAAGAGGAUGAUUUAUAUACAAACCAGCAGCCUAAACUUGAGAGAGCGUUUAUCCUAAAUGUGGAUAUCCAGUUAAGAAAAUAAAAAAAUCUUAGCCAAACUCUUUCAGUUAAAAUGCCCAGGUCUUGGAGAUUAUGGUAUAUGAAGAGAAUUAUAGUAUAUUACUGAAUUUUUUACGAGGUAUAUACUUGUAUUUGUAAAUGCUUUCUAUCUGCAUGCGGACUUUGGAGAUCUGGUUUUAUUGGAAGUGUUUGGUUUGCUUUAAGCAGUUUUGGUGCCUGAAUAUUACAUCAGUUAGGUGCUCUGA
Messenger RNA from Phalacrocorax carbo (great cormorant), 2482 nucleotides. The record is from RefSeq and is a predicted model, not a curated record. NCBI's taxonomy places the organism in Eukaryota, Metazoa, Chordata, Aves, Suliformes, Phalacrocoracidae.